UUUCGAGAAACAACAGCACCCAAGCCCAAGGGUCCCAUCAUCAGCAUCAUCAUCAUCUUCUUCAUCUCCGACACACACCCGAAAAAAAAAAGUCCAAUCAUUCAAAGUUUCCAAAAUCAAUUUAUUAUUAAAUCCUGCCCAAUGAUUCAUCAACAUCCAUAAAUUUCUCUUUAAAGAGAGACAGAGAAAAAGAAUCCAAUUUUUCUUUUUGACCCGAUUUCUUUGCAUGCUCAUUUCUGGUGCAACCUCAUCGAUCUCGGGGUUUGAGUAAAUCUGAAGAGGGAAGGGUUUUGGGUCGCAGGAAAGGUUCGACUUUUGGGGGGGAAGUGGGAGAAGAUGAGUAACCAGAGGAAGAGAAAUUUUCAGAUAGAAGCUUUCAAGCAUAGGGUUGUCAUAGAUCCGAAAUAUGCCGACAAGACAUGGAAGAUUCUCGAACAUGCUAUUCAUGAGAUUUACAAUCACAACGCCAGUGGUCUCAGCUUUGAAGAGCUUUACAGAAAUGCAUACAAUAUGGUGCUUCACAAAUUCGGUGAGAAGCUGUAUUCAGGACUGGUUGCUACCAUGACUGGACAUCUAAAAGAAAUAGCCAAAUCUGUUGAAGCUGCUCAAGGAGGUUCCUUUCUGGAAGAACUGAACAGAAAAUGGAAUGAUCAUAAUAAGGCAUUGCAAAUGAUUAGAGACAUACUUAUGUACAUGGACAGGACUUAUAUACCAAGCACCCAGAAGACCCCUGUUCAUGAACUCGGCUUGAACCUUUGGAGAGAAAUCGUUAUUUAUUCCAAUCAGAUCAGGAAUCGGUUACUGAACACACUUCUGGAAUUAGUACAUAGUGAACGCACUGGGGAUGUUAUUGAUAGAGGGAUAAUGAGAAAUAUAACAAAGAUGCUCGUGGAUUUGGGUCCUUCUGUUUAUGUGCAUGAAUUUGAACUGCAUUUUCUUCAUGUUUCAGCUGAGUUCUACCGGGUAGAAUCCCAGAAAUUCAUUGAGUGUUGCGAUUGUGGUGAUUAUUUGAAGAAAGCUGAGAGGCGUCUGAAUGAAGAAAUAGAUAGAGUGAGCCAUUACUUGGAUCCCAGGACUGAAAAGAAGAUCACUAAUGUGGUGGAGAAGGAGAUGAUUGAAAAUCACAUGCUUAGAUUAAUCCAUAUGGAGAAUUCUGGAUUGGUACACAUGUUUUCUGAUGAUAAAUAUGAUGAUUUGGGUAGAAUGUAUAAUUUGUUCCGUCGUGUUCCCGAUGGUCUCUCAAAAAUUCGAGAAGUCAUGACUGAACACAUCAAAGAAACCGGCAAGCAGCUUGUUAAUGAUCCUGAAAGGUUGAAGGAUCCUGUAGAAUUCGUGCAGAGGCUCUUAGAUGAGAAGGACAAAUAUGACAAGAUUAUCAACUUUGCAUUUAACAAUGACAAAUCUUUCCAGAAUGCUUUGAAUUCCUCCUUUGAAUAUUUCAUUAACUUGAACCCUCGAUCUCCAGAGUUUAUUUCGCUGUUUGUUGAUGAUAAACUUCGUAAAGGUCUGAAAGGGGUUAGUGAGGAUGAUGUAGAGGUUACCCUUGACAAGGUGAUGAUGCUAUUCCGUUACUUGCAAGAAAAGGAUGUUUUUGAGAAGUAUUACAAACAGCAUCUGGCAAAGCGACUUCUGUCAGGAAAAACCGUUUCUGAUGAUGCAGAGAGAAGUCUCAUAGUUAAGCUCAAGACGGAAUGUGGUUACCAGUUUACAUCCAAAUUAGAGGGCAUGUUUACAGACAUGAAAACCUCCCAGGACACUAUGCAGGGCUUUUAUGCCAGCCACCCCGAACUUGUUGAUGGUCCUACACUUACUGUACAGGUCCUGACAACUGGGUCGUGGCCAACUCAGUCCAGUGUUACGUGCAACCUGCCAGCCGAAAUGUCUGCCCUUUGUGAGAAGUUUCGAUCAUAUUACCUCGGAACCCACACCGGCCGGAGAUUGUCCUGGCAAACUAAUAUGGGCACUGCAGACUUAAAAGCAACCUUUGGGAAAGGUCAGAAGCAUGAGCUAAACGUAUCCACUUACCAAAUGUGUGUUCUUAUGCUUUUUAAUAAUGCGGACAGACUUAGCUACAAGGAGAUUGAGCAAGCGACUGAGAUUCCUGCUUCAGAUCUUAAGAGAUGCCUGCAAUCGUUGGCUUUAGUUAAAGGAAGAAAUGUCCUUAGGAAAGAGCCUAUGAGUAAAGAUGUUGGGGAGGAUGAUGCAUUCUUUGUUAAUGACAAGUUCAGUAGCAAACUAUACAAGGUGAAAAUAGGAACUGUAGUUGCACAAAAGGAAUCGGAGCCUGAGAAACAGGAAACUCGACAGAGAGUGGAGGAGGACCGGAAGCCACAGAUUGAAGCAGCCAUAGUGAGGAUCAUGAAAUCUAGGAAGCAACUUGAUCAUAAUAACCUUAUAGCCGAGGUCACAAAGCAGUUGCAAUCACGAUUUCUUGCGAACCCAACCGAGGUAAAGAAACGGAUAGAGUCCCUGAUUGAACGGGACUUUUUGGAGAGGGAUGAAAAUGACAGAAAACUGUAUCGGUAUCUUGCCUAGAAUUGGUGAACUCUUUUGUUUUAGUUUGAGUUACAGUGACCCAGAUGUUGUAUCUUUAUAAACUAGGUGAGAAACUUGCCCUUUAAUAGCUCCAUUGAUUUUCAAUGUAUAUUGAUUUGUUUUUCCCCCUCCA
Arachis duranensis is the source of this 2668-nucleotide messenger RNA. RefSeq names its product cullin-3A. Gene Ontology annotation, cellular component: cullin-RING ubiquitin ligase complex. The record is from RefSeq and is a predicted model, not a curated record. The transcript has 2 exons. The coding region runs from base 337 to 2535 and encodes 732 amino acids. Gene Ontology annotation, molecular function: ubiquitin protein ligase binding. NCBI's taxonomy places the organism in Eukaryota, Viridiplantae, Streptophyta, Magnoliopsida, Fabales, Fabaceae. Gene Ontology annotation, biological process: ubiquitin-dependent protein catabolic process; protein ubiquitination.